Exophiala dermatitidis NIH/UT8656 is the source of this 966-nucleotide messenger RNA. Its product is annotated as 4-carboxymuconolactone decarboxylase. Gene Ontology annotation, molecular function: peroxiredoxin activity. The record is from RefSeq and is a predicted model, not a curated record. Lineage: Eukaryota; Fungi; Ascomycota; Eurotiomycetes; Chaetothyriales; Herpotrichiellaceae. The transcript has a single exon. The coding region runs from base 373 to 858 and encodes 161 amino acids.
CACACCCCGUCUGGAGAUACUGUACUGUGUACCGAACAUCGUCCUGCUACAGUAGUGUAAGGUACUCGGUGUAGUAGUAGGAGAGGGAGGGGCCGAGGGGUAAAUUGCCGCCCUCCAGACAUAUUACCCUUGGGUAUAAGCCAGUGGACCGAUGAAAUAAUUAAAUCAUACCUAUCUAAGGUAUACGCCCUUUCCAACCACCUACCGACUCUAGAACCGUACAUACUUCUCCCGGCCACAGAGGACCAGGACCAGACCAGCCAUACUACUGUUCCACAUACGACAGUCUAGAGACCACCUUACAUUGAACGAGGGCCGGACACCAACCCAAGUUAAACAAUCUAAUCCAAACCGGACAUUUGAUCUCUUAAAAUGUCCUCAUCCGGUGACCAACCCAAAAUAACAUCCUCGACCGACCCAUCCCUCCGCCCCCUGCACAACGCCCUCUUCGACGCGGGCCUCGCCACCCGGCGCGCCGUCGUCGGCGACGUCUACGUCGACCGCGCCCUGGCCAACGGAUCCACCGAAUUCUCCCGCCCCGGCCAAGAACUCGUGACCGAAUGGUGCUGGGGAUACGCAUGGACACGACCGGGGCUGGCGCGCCGUGAUCGAUCUUUGCUCAAUAUUGGAAUGUUGAUGGCGUUGAAUCGUGGACCGGAAUUGGCAGUGCAUGUGCGCGGAGCGAGGAGGAAUGGACUUUCGGAAACAGAAAUUCGUGAGGCGAUUUUGCAUGCGACGACGUAUUGUGGGGUGCCGGCGGGCGUGGAUGCCAUGAAGAUUGCGGAGAGGGUGUUGGAUGAGAUGGCGCAGGCUGGGGAGAUGGAGAGGGAGUUGGGGGGGAAGAGUCAGGAUGCUUAAAACAGCACAGAGAAACCCCUGGGGACAACUGACAUUGGGAUCUCUAUACUAUCAGUAGAACUUGUGAUCUGAUCUGAUCAGGCAGUAUCAAUACGUGCAACUGGUACA